AUGCUUCUGCUAUUGCCUCUGCUAAUCAUCAAUGUCGCCCACGGUCUAUCGUCGGCUCCUCCAAUGGCUCCGGCUCAGCCCGCCGCUCCUGCUGAAUCUUCCGCUCCUUCAGCUGCUCCCAGCAUCCCUCCGUCGAGCACCGCGCCACCAAUUGCUGCUGACGGUGUGAACGCCAGCGCUAGUAGCCCACAAGUAGUCACCCCCGAGCCAACAGCAGCCGCGUGCCUGGAAAAGGACUACAGCUGUCUCUUCCCCCCACCUACGUCUGAUAUUGAUCGCAAGGAAUGCGAUUGCACCAUGAAAUCCUACUGCCCCUUCAACAAGAUCUUCCAGGAGACCUUCAAUAGCAGCAUGUCUGGCCACUUUACCCAAUGCGACAUCAACCCCGUACAAUGUCCGGCCGACGCUACAACUGCAAACAAGAAAACCGUCGACUGCUUACCGGGCAAGGGUCCUUACCGAUAUCCCAUCAACGAUGAUGCCUUGCCAGCGCUGGCUUCAGUCUGCACUCGGGAUAUGGGCCCCUCUACCCUCAAGGAAACUGAUUUCUACGAUCUGCUGCUCACUUGUGCGCUCCCACGCUGUGAGCAGAGACUCAAAUUGCCCCAGUCUGUCAUCAGCGGUGAUGCAAAGCGAUUCAAAUGGUGUGCCCCGCCGGUGGUUCGCGGUAGCCUAGUACAAUAUUGUGAGCCACACCAGUGGAGGGAGAGCAUCUACUCGCCCGGCGAUUCCCUCAAGCCGCACUAUGUCGUGCCGAGCGGACCUGGAGUAAAACCAUGCGCCCUCCUCCCGCUCUGCGACAAGGACGGCAAGGUGGACAAAAGCAAAUACAUGGUGCCGAUGAACAAGCAGUUCCAAUGGGACGACACCCUCUGCGAGAAGCCCUGCCCGCCCGGCACCUCGCUAGACGUUUAUCUGGGCGCAAAUGCCUGCCUGGCCGUACCGCCGUGUGAGACGCUGGACGAUAAUUCAACCGGCGUACCGGAAUGGGCCGAUCGCGAUCGAAAGCUUGGCUACUGCUGGCCGUGGUGCUCGGAUGCGGACUCGCUGAUUCGCGGCAACGCGUCGAUGCGCACCGUCUACGAAUGCGUGCCCCGGCCGAAAUGUGGAGACGACGGAAGACCGGCGCCACGCACGAACCGCUGGCGCAGCGAUCGUUGUGUGACCGUCAACGUGUGCAAGAUGGAUGAGAGGCCGGAAACGCACUACUGCACGAGACGCACCACGUAUAUGGAACGUGACUUUGGGUCAAUGUCCCACAACGGCGCCGUGACAAGGGUGCUCCAAUACUCUUUGCCGUGGAUCAUUCUGGCGGCCGCGAUGGCCGCGCUGGCCUUCUACUUCUCCAUCAAAUACCAAGACAAACUGAAGGAUGAUCAGCUACGGAAAGAGCUGGAGGCCAAGGGAUGGGAUUGGCACGAUUAUCUGCGCAUUCGACGCGAGAUCCGCACCGAGAUCAGCUACGGCAACAAGGACGCCGGCAGCGCGCCCGGGGUCCAGAAGGCGUACGCGACCGCGUGCCGCAACGCGAAGGCCCGCCUGCAGCGCCAGCAGUGCCGCGCCCAGGCCCAGGCGGCCGCCGGUGGCGAGGUGCACACCGUAGCCUCGUGUGAAUACUCGCGCAUCGACCCGCUGUUCGACGACUUCCUCGCCGAGAUGCCACCCGAAGAGGAGAGUGCCAAGUUUGCCGCCCUCGAGAAGGAGCUCGGCGCGUACGGCUGGGUCAAAUUCUCGCUCGAACUCGCUGAGGCCGCCUACGAGCAGUUCCUCGCCUGCUCGCCGCCCUCUCGCAUCGCCCUCAUCAAGCGCGCCCUGCGCGCCGUCGAGCGCUCCUACGAGCUGCACCCCGACGACGUCGACGUGCUCAAGCAGUGCGCCAAGCUCUCCGGCACCCUUGCCGAGCUCGGGUCGAUGAUCGAGAAGCCGGUGCUCGCCCAUAAUUUUUUGUCUUACCUGAAUUCGGCCCUCUCGCACACCCCAAACGACCACGUGCUGCUGCACAUGAAAGGCCGCUUCCUCCACCGACUCACCACCCUCAACUUCAUGGAGCGCAAACUGACGGCGUCCCUGGGCGAGCUGCCCGAGGCGAGCAUGGAGCUCGCGCUCACCGAACUCCUGAAAGCCCACGAGAAAGAGCCGACGGCCAUCGACAACCUGUUGCUCAUCGCCAAGUGCUACCGCGAACUCGGCGAUCGUGAGAAAGCCUGCGACUUCCUCCAGCAGAUUAGCGAGGUGGAGCCGAACGACGGCGCCGACGAGAUGUACGCCGAGGAGGCGGCCGAGAUGCUCAAGACAAUUUCU
Molecule: messenger RNA, 2301 nt
Organism: Mesorhabditis spiculigera
Lineage: Eukaryota; Metazoa; Nematoda; Chromadorea; Rhabditida; Rhabditidae
Source: the annotation of a GenBank genome assembly